Molecule: messenger RNA, 1991 nt
Organism: Papaver somniferum (opium poppy)
Lineage: Eukaryota; Viridiplantae; Streptophyta; Magnoliopsida; Ranunculales; Papaveraceae
Exons: 7
Coding region: 199-1707 (502 amino acids)
Cellular component (GO): chloroplast envelope
Source: RefSeq, a predicted model, not a curated record
UUAGGUUUGCAUAUUGAAAGAAGACCAUGGACAGUAAAAUCUGUAUAGAGAUGCAGAUAUUUUACUUAAUCAUCUUGCCAUGGGAUUAGAAGCAAAUGGAGAAGAAAAGAAAAUAUAUGCUCUCUUGGUUUUCAAUUUCUCCUGCAACUCAACUACAUGAUAGGUAGAAUUCUUUAUGAUUGAUUCAUCCUUCAGAAGAUGAGUUCAAGAUUUCAUAAUGCCCACUUACAAACUCCACAAAUUCCUUGCCUCCGGAAUCCUAAGCGUGCCGUUGCUCGUCGUUAUUCUCUCUUCCAUCCGAUAUUCACUUCCCCGACUGCGUUCUGGACGGUACAUGAUUUGAGUACAAUCUCAUCAGAUUUCAGUUGUAAAGCUGCUUCUUCAGCUGGAGCAGCUGACUACAACGAACAAUUGUUGGGUUCUAAAAAGAAGAAGAAAUCGCAGAGGAUAGCUGGAAUAGAACAGGAUGAGUUGCUGGAUCCAGUAGAUUUGGCUGAUCCAGACAGUUGUUUUUGUGAAUUCAGAGGAGUCCAGGUACACUACAAGGUUGCUGGGGAAGAAGGAAUUGAAGAAAAUGGAGCAAAUGUACUGUCUGUAAACCAAGAUUCUUCAAAAGAAUUAGUUACCAAUCAACCUUCCAAAAAACGGUUUCCCAUGGUACUACUACAUGGUUUUGGGGCUUCAGUAUUUUCGUGGGAUCAAGUUUUGAAGCCUUUGGCUCAGUGCAUUGGUUCCAAAGUGAUUGCUUUUGACAGACCUGCUUUUGGGUUGACCUCAAGGAUAUUCAGUGCGCCAAAUACUAGGAAUGCAUCAACUCAAAAUUCAAGUGAAGAAACAGAUUUGCAACCUUUGAACCCUUACUCAAUGAUGUUUUCUGUUCUCGCUACCAUGUAUUUCAUCAACUUAUUAGUAGCUGAGAAGAUAAUUCUGGUGGGGCACUCAGCGGGGUCUCUCGUAGCACUUAAUACAUACUUCGAAGCUCCUGAGCGCGUUGCUGCACUGAUCCUUGUUGCUCCUGCAAUUGCUGCCCCUCUUAGUAUUUCACAACAAAAACUCAUGAAGGAAGACCAGCAGGAAACAGAAAAUCAGGCGAACGAUGUUGGUCCCAGAUCAAAGGUUGGAAGGAACCCAUUUUCACACAUAGUGAAUGCUUUGUCCAAAAUUUCCACAUACAUUGCAAUGGCGGUUACAGGUACACUGAAAGCGAUUGCUAAAAUAGCCAACUCGUUGUUUAAGAAAGCCUUGAAGUUAAUUCUGCGUACUUCCCUUGCCGCUGCACUGAUAAGGAUUGUGAUAGAUAAAUUUGGUAUAGCUGGCAUUAAGAAUGCAUGGUAUGAUGGAAGUCAAGUCACUGAUAAUAUCUUACAGGGCUAUACAAAGCCACUGAAGACUAAGGGUUGGGACAAGGCCUUGCUUGAAUUCGUGGUAGCUAUGCUGACAGAUUCUGAAUCUGAAUCAAAACCACCUUUGUCACAAAGACUGAAAGACAUAUCUUGUCCUGUACUUAUCAUAACCGGUGACACUGACCGACUUGUCCCUUCUUGGAAUGCUGUGAGAUUGUCACGAGCUAUACCAGGUUCUCAACUUGAAGUGAUAAAGAACUGUGGGCAUUUACCUCAAGAAGAAAAAAUUGAAGAUUUUAUUUCAAUUGUCCGGAAAUUCUUACAAAAAAUUGAUGUGGUUCCAGGAGAAGAAGAAGAAGAAUAAAUCCUACAAUCGACACCAUAAGAAAUGCUCGUCGCGUAUUUGCUUCCUCACAUUAGGUGAACUUCAGAAGAAUUAAACAGACAUUUCAAUUCCGGAAUUUUCAAAAUGUUUCACAUUUUGAGUAUACAGUUUUAACAGGCAUGAAUAAUGAGUCUUUGUAUGACUGCAACUGCAAGUUUGUUAAGUCAACUGCUUAACAUGGACUUACAUAGUUCAUAGAGAAAGUGUGUUUGAACUGGCGUUAACUGAAUUCAAGGUUCGUAUUCUGGCUUUCUUAGCUAAGA